Molecule: messenger RNA, 2269 nt
Organism: Salvelinus fontinalis (brook trout)
Lineage: Eukaryota; Metazoa; Chordata; Actinopteri; Salmoniformes; Salmonidae
Product: N-acetylaspartate synthetase-like
Exons: 3
Coding region: 146-994 (282 amino acids)
Cellular component (GO): mitochondrial membrane
Molecular function (GO): L-aspartate N-acetyltransferase activity
Source: RefSeq, a predicted model, not a curated record
AGUGCUGGUCGGCAACCCUUGGUCGUGCAGAAACGCUCAGGGUUGCAACAGAAACACCCGCCGUCUUUUUUCUUUGCAUAUUUAUAAACGCAUCGUAUCCCAUUUCUAUUUUUAUCAAGUUCAAGUUAUUUUUGAGGCCAGUUGCAUGCAUUGUUCGUCUCCAAAAAUGGUUUGCGAGACAAAAAUUGUUGCGGAUGAACACGAUGCCAUACAAGGGACAAAAAAAGAGUCUAUUAUCCUUUCCUCCUCGCAAAUGUGGACUUCUUCCACACCUGCACCGAAUCCUCUCGAGGAAAAUGAUGCGAGGAAAGAUACGGUUUUGAUCCGCGAGUUUGAGCGCACGGACCAUGUGGAGGUGCGCCGCAUCUUUUAUGAGGGGAUAAUGGAGAGGAUACCCAACACUGCAUUCAGAGGCAUAUUACAGCAAAGUCAAACCCAAUUCGUAUAUGCUCUUCUGACACUGAUGUGCUUUGUUGUGACCAAAUCCCUCGCGCUGACCUGCUGCGCGCCGUUCCUUCUCAUGGCCGCGCGCUACUUCUACAGCCACAAAGUUAUCCACAGCUAUCUGGCCUGCGCGCUCCACACUGACAUGGCAGACAUCGAGGAGUAUUACAUGAAACCUACAGGCUCGUGUUUCUGGGUGGCAGUGCUGGAAGGUCAGGUGGUGGGCAUCGUGGCGGCGCAGGGCCGGGAGGACGACAACACGGUGGAACUACGCCGCAUGUCGGUGGACUCGCGCUUCCGUGGCAAGGGCAUUGCCAAGUUGCUGGGGCGCCGCGUGCUAGAGUUCGCCAUGCAUAACAACUACGCCGCCGUCGUCCUGGGAACCACCGCCGUCAAGAUGGCCGCCCACAAGCUGUAUGAGUCGCUGGGCUUCCGGCGGACCGGCGGUAGCGAGGAUUACAUGCUGCCCGGAAUGAGCCGCUCGCCGCAAGAGAGGCUGUUCUUCCAGAUCCGUUACCAACGCUACCGUCUGCAGCUCCGUGAGGAGUGAGGGAUGAGAGAGGGGGAGAGAGGGAUGGAGAGAGAGAGAGGGAGAGAGCAACGAUACCACCUCGAGGCAGAGCCCCUCGCCCAACGAUCCUCGACCAAGUCCUUCUCCUCUGACAACUUUCUUUAUUUUGUAUUAUUAGAGUUACUUCUUCUUACUACUACUGUUUCUAUUCAUUCAUCUUAAGUCACUAACUUUUUAUCGGUUUUAGUUUAUUUGUAUUUAUUUUUUACAUUUUGAAUAUAGUGCCCCCCCCCGAGUACAUUUAUUAUUAUUUGUUUACCCUGUCCUGUUGUAAAAAAAAUCCCUAACAUAUAUCACCAUCCCAUGCCUUUUCAAAUGACAUCAACUGAGUGUUCCCUUUGCUUUUGAUACCAUGUGAUUGUUCCUCACCGUAUUCAUUACCUCUACCAGCCCCUCCAACAUCUACCCCCUCCUGCUCAAUACGUGGCAUUUCUAUCUCAAACGCACCCUGUCUCUCAUUAGCCCAACUAAGCCCUCUCCAUUGUCACAACAACGUGUGUGCCCAAAAAGACCUAGACAAAAAGACUAAGUAGGUUGGCAUUUGUCCAGCCACUUCAGCACAGCCCAUAUACCAGCAGCCCUGUGGAGAGACAAGAGGAACAAAUCAAAUCAAAUGUUAUUGGUUGCUGACCCAUAUUUGACGGAUGUUAACACAGGUGCAGCGAAAUGCUUGUGUUUCUAGUUGCAACAGUGCAGUAAUAUCUAACAAUACAAAACAAUACACACAAAUUCCCCAAAAUAAAAAUAAAGGAAUUAAGAAAUAUCAGGAUGAGCAUAGUCAGAGUCUGGAAUAUAAAUAUAUAUGUAUAUGAUGGUGUGUAUAGACAGUAUUUGAAUAGAAAAGGUGUGUACAGCAGUAGUUAUAUAGGAUGACGAGAAUACAGGAUAUACAUAUGAAGGGGGUAUGUAUAUAUGGCAGCAGUCUCUAAGGUGCAGGGUAGAGUACCAGCUGAUAGCCGGCUAGGAACAAUGACUAAAGUUCACUGCAGGGAACUGGGCAGAGGCCGGCUACUGGUGACUAUUUAACAGUCUGAUGGCCUGGAGAUAGAAGCUGUUCCUCAGUCUCUCCUCAUCCCAGCUUUGAUGCACCUGUACUGUCUCUGCCUUCUAGAUGGUAGCAGGGUGAACAGGCCGUGGCUCUGGUGGCAGGACAUGUACUGUGCAGUCGGGUGGCAGGACAUGUACUGUGCAGUCGGGUGGCAGGACAUGUACUGUGCAGUCGGGUGGCAGGACAUGUACUGUACAGUCGUGUGG